Molecule: messenger RNA, 881 nt
Organism: Etheostoma spectabile (orangethroat darter)
Lineage: Eukaryota; Metazoa; Chordata; Actinopteri; Perciformes; Percidae
Gene: c4h1orf74
Product: chromosome 4 C1orf74 homolog
Source: RefSeq, a predicted model, not a curated record
GAUUUUGAAAUAGCUUUCAUUUAUUGUUUAAAUUUGAAUUGUGUGUGAUGUGAUUUCUUCAGCUAUGUCCACUCAGGAGCUCUUUGUCGCUGCAGCUCGUAAAUGUCUCACUGUUGGUAGAAAAUCUCUUUCCGUCCCUCAGAGUCUGGAUCUGGCUGUUCAGGUCUUGGCUCUAGAUUUGGGCUUGAAACCGGCAUUAUUGUACGAUAGCAACGGUGCCGGUGCAGAUCAGGUGCAACAGUAUUUGAGCUCUUUGCAGUCUUCCCAGCUUGUGUCUAAGUCACUUCUCACACUGGAUUUAAAUGGAAACACUCUUAUUAUUAAUCCACUUACAGUCAGAUUAAAUAUAGAACAGCUGAUUCAUGAUAACAACGUGGCUGUUAUUGAUGUCUGCCACUCACUGGAGAAGCCCACCAUCGCUGGCCUGCUCAGAGGAGAGCUGAAGAGCAUGGCACACGAUUUACAGCUUCUCCUGAGAGGGUUUGAACUGAAGGAGGCUGAGAAACCUCAUUAUGUUGGAGAGAAGUCAGAGGAGUGGAACCUGUGCACAGCGUUUGGUAUUUUAUUGGGUUUCCCUGUCGCUUACUGGUUUGAUCAGACCAAGAGUUUUGAAAACUGUUUGUCCAUGACUCCCUUGAUGGUGACUACAGCUUCAGCAACAUGGCCGGCAGACACGCAGGACCACAGGUGUUGUUUCUACUCCUUCAGCGUCCCAGCUGUUGUGCUUAAAGCGGUGCAGUCCAACCUGGAAAACUGGAAGCUUCGUUUACAAGAAAGAUUUCAGCAGCAAAAUGUCCUAAAGGAUCUUACAGUUUUUCAAUCCACAGUCACUCUGCCCUCAGUCUGUUUGUAAUGCAAGCAUGGAAAUAAACUGUUAAAGA